Messenger RNA from Aspergillus tanneri, 429 nucleotides. RefSeq lists its product as uncharacterized. NCBI's taxonomy places the organism in Eukaryota, Fungi, Ascomycota, Eurotiomycetes, Eurotiales, Aspergillaceae. The coding region runs from base 1 to 429 and encodes 142 amino acids. The transcript is spliced from 3 exons. The record is from RefSeq and is a predicted model, not a curated record.
AUGCUUACGGUAUCUGAAGGUUUUGAAUUGACAAGUCCAGACCGGAAAAAGGCACUUGUAGCUCUGGCCUAUGCGACUGCCCGAGAUCAAAUGCUGGCUCUUAAGGCAAUUCUCAUUUGUUCCGACGUGCGCGACACAACUACUAUCGAGGGCAAGCAUGCCAAAGACCCCAAAGGCUGGCAUGGCACCUUCGCCUUCAAGACCGACAACCAAGUGGAGCGAGAAUUUCAUGUGGCAACACAUGGAUACACCAGUGGAAAAGAGAAUUUUGUCCUGAAGGAGGCAACACAUACUCCGGAGCAACAGGACAAAACUCCUCGGGGUGGAAGGAGAUCUGGAAAGGUUGUUUGGCCGGCAGAGGACCUACUCGAAGAAUAUGUGGAUAGCCCAUCGCUUACUCGCACCUACCCGAACAGAAAUAAUAGCUAG